AUGUUGAGAACAAGCCAGCCAGAUUAUCAACUCAAACAAGAUGACAAGCUGUUCACCAAGCUUGUCUCCAAAGAAACCUCCAUUGCAAAUCCAUCUUUCAGAGGUGUCUCAGUGGCUGUUCCUUUCAACUGGGAAACUCAGCCCGGAACUCCCAAGCACAAACUCUUCCCUGACCACUCUUCUCUUCCCCCUACUCUCACUCCCCCUCCUUCUUACUACUUCCAAAACUCUACAAGUUCUUCGAAAAAGCACUCCAAGGCCAAACUACUCAACAUUCUGUUCCUCAGGAUGAUUCAUCUCAGGAAAGGUACUACUCAGAUCACAAUGUCACCUACUAGUCCAUCCCCGUCUUCUUCGUCGUUGUCAUCUUCAUCGAUAGAGUCCAAGGUUAACAGCAAACGAAAGCGGCUUUUAAGCAUGGGAUCAGUGUUGGAUGAUGAUUUUCAUGUCUCUGUUCCGCGAUCUGUGUCCAAGUCAUUGUUGUGUUUCAGAUCAUGA
Daucus carota subsp. sativus is the source of this 498-nucleotide messenger RNA. RefSeq lists its product as uncharacterized. The coding region runs from base 1 to 498 and encodes 165 amino acids. The transcript has a single exon. NCBI's taxonomy places the organism in Eukaryota, Viridiplantae, Streptophyta, Magnoliopsida, Apiales, Apiaceae. The record is from RefSeq and is a predicted model, not a curated record.